Molecule: messenger RNA, 10976 nt
Organism: Balaenoptera ricei (Rice's whale)
Lineage: Eukaryota; Metazoa; Chordata; Mammalia; Artiodactyla; Balaenopteridae
Gene: SVEP1
Product: sushi, von Willebrand factor type A, EGF and pentraxin domain containing 1
Exons: 48
Coding region: 1-10719 (3572 amino acids)
Molecular function (GO): calcium ion binding
Source: RefSeq, a predicted model, not a curated record
AUGUGGGCGCGCCUGGCCUUUUGUUGCUGGGGUCUGGCGCUCGUUUCGGGCUGGGCGACCUUUCAGCAGCUGUCUCCGUCUCGCAAUUUCAGCUUCCGCCUCUUCCCCGAGGCCGCACCCGAGACCCCGGGGCGGCUGCCCGCGCCGCCCGCGCCCGGCGAGGACGCGGCGGCGGCGGAGAGCAAAGUGGAGCGGCUGGGCCAGGCUUUCCGGCGACGCGUGCGGCGGCUGCGGGAGCUCAGCGAGCGCCUGGAGCUUGUCUUCCUGGUGGACGAGUCGUCCAGCGUGGGCCAAGCCAACUUCCUCAGCGAGCUCAAGUUCGUCCGUAAGCUGCUGUCCGACUUCCCCGUGGUGCCCACGGCCACGCGCGUGGCCAUCGUGACCUUCUCGUCCAAGAACAACGUGGUGCCGCGCGUCGAUUACAUCUCCUCCCGCCGCGCGCACCAGCACAAGUGCGCGCUGCUCAGCCGCGAGAUCCCGGCCAUCACCUACCGCGGUGGCGGCACCUACACCAAGGGCGCCUUCCAGCAAGCCGCGCAAAUUCUUCGUCAUUCUAGAGAAAACUCAACAAAAGUUAUAUUUCUCAUUACGGAUGGAUAUUCCAACGGGGGAGAUCCAAGACCCAUUGCAGCAUCACUGCGAGAUUUUGGAGUGGAAAUCUUCACUUUUGGCAUAUGGCAAGGAAACAUUCGAGAACUGAAUGACAUGGCUUCCACCCCAAAGGAGGAGCACUGCUACCUGCUCCACAGUUUUGAAGAAUUUGAGGCUUUAGCCCGCCGAGCGUUGCAUGAAGAUCUGCCUUCUGGGAGUUUUAUUCAAGAGGAUAUGUCCCAUUGCUCAUAUCUGUGUGAAGCCGGCAAAGACUGCUGUGACCAGAUGGCAAGCUGCAAAUGUGGGACACACACAGGUCAAUUUGAGUGCAUCUGUGAGAAGGGGUAUUACGGGAAAGGUCUACAGUACGAAUGCACAGCUUGCCCAUCCGGGACAUACAAACCAGAAGGUUCACCAGGAGGAAUCAGCACUUGCCUUCCAUGUCCUGAUGAAAAUCACACUUCUCCACCUGGAAGUACUUCCCCUGAAGACUGUGUCUGCAAGGAGGGGUACCGGGCAUCUGGCCAGACCUGCAAAGUUGUCCGCUGCCCUGCCCUGAAGCCUCCUGAAAAUGGUUACUUUAUCCAGAACACUUGCAACAGCCACUUCAAUGCAGCCUGUGGGGUCCGAUGUCACCCCGGGUUCGACCUCGUGGGAAGCAGCAUCUUCCUGUGUCUGCCCGAUGGUUCAUGGUCCGGUUCUGAGAGCUCCUGCAGAGUGAGAACAUGCCCUCGUCUCCGCCAACCCAAACAUGGCCGCCUCAGCUGUUCUACCGGGGAACUGUCCUAUAGGACAGUGUGUUUGGUCACCUGUGAUGAAGGGUACAGACUAGAAGGAAGUGCUAGGCUUACCUGCCAAGUAAACGCCCAGUGGGAUGGGCUAGAACCCCGGUGUGUGGAGCGCCACUGCUCCACCUUUCAGAAGCCCAAAGGUGUCAUCGUGUCACCCCCCAACUGUGGCAAGCAUCCAGCCAAACCUGGGACGAUUUGUCAGCUAAGUUGCCACCAAGGAUUCAUUUUAUCAGGAGGCAGAGAAGAAGUGAGGUGUACCACCUCCGGAAAAUGGAGUGCCAAAGUUCAGACAGCUGCUUGUGAAGACGUGGAAGCUCCUCAAAUCACCUGUCCUGCGGACAUAGAGGCUGAGACUCAGGAACAGCAAGACUCUGCUAAUAUCACUUGGCAAAUCCCAACAGCUAAAGACAACUCUGGGGAAAAGGUGUCAAUCCACGUUCAUCCAGCUUUUACCCCACCUUAUCUUUUCCCAAUUGGAGAUGUUGCUGUCACGUACACAGCAACUGACCUAUCCAGCAACCAAGCCAGCUGCACUUUCCAUAUCAAGGUUAUUGAUGUAGAACCACCUAGCAUAGACUGGUGCAGAUCCCCACCUCCAGUCCAGGUCUCCGAGAAGGAGCAUGCUGCCACCUGGGAUGAGCCUCAGUUCUCGGACAACUCAGGGGCUGUGUUGGCCAUCACCAGAAGUCAUACACCAGGAGACCUUUUCCCUCACGGGGAGACGGUAGUGCGGUACACAGCCACUGACCCCUCAGGCAAUAACAGAACAUGUGACAUCCACAUUAUCAUAAAAGGUUCCCCCUGUGAAGUUCCAUUUACACCUGUAAAUGGGGAUUUUAUAUGUACUCAAGAUAGUGCUGGAGUUAACUGCACAUUAAGUUGCUUAGAGGGCUAUGAUUUCACAGAAGGGUCUACUGACAAGUAUUAUUGUGCUUAUGAAGAUGGUAUCUGGAAACCACCAUAUUCCACUGAAUGGCCAGACUGUGCUAUAAAACGUUUUGCAAAUCAUGGGUUCAAGUCCUUUGAGAUGCUGUACAAAGCAACUCGUUGUGAUGACACGGAUCUGUUGAAGAAGUUUUCUGAAGCAUUUGAGACCACCCUGGGGAAAAUGGUCCCAUCAUUUUGUAGUGAUGCUGAUGACAUUGACUGCAGACUGGAGGACCUGACCAAAAAAUACUGCCUCGAAUAUAAUUAUGAGUAUGAAAAUGGCUUUGCAAUUGGACCUGGCGGCUGGGCUGCAGCUAACAGGCUGGAUUACUCUUACGAUGACUUCCUGGACACUGUGCGAGAAACACCCACGGGCGCUGGCAAAGCCAGAUCUUCACGGAUUAAAAGAAGUGCCCCAUUAUCUGACCACAAAAUUAAGUUAAUUUUUAACAUCACAGCUAGUGUGCCCUUACCCGAUGAAAGAAAUGAUACCCUUGAAUUGGAAAAUCAGCAACGACUCAUUAAGACGUUGGAAACUAUCACAAAUCGACUGAAAAGGACCCUUACUAAGGAGCCCAUGUAUUCCUUUCAUCUUGCAUCUGAAAUGCUUGUAGCUGACAGCAAUUCCUUAGAAACCGAAAAGGCUUUCCUCUUCUGCAGACCAGGCUCCAUGCUGAGAGGGCGUAUGUGUGUUAAUUGCCCUUUGGGAACCUACUAUUCUCUGGAGAAUUCUGUCUGUGAAAGCUGCUUGAUGGGUUCCUAUCAAGAUGAAGAAGGGCAGCUUGAGUGCAAACCCUGUCCAACUGGAACUUACACUGAAUAUCUCCAUUCAAGAAGCAGCUCGGAAUGUAAAGCUCAGUGUAAACAAGGCACCUACUCAUCAAAUGGGCUUGAGACCUGCGAAUCUUGUCCACUGGGCAGCUAUCAGCCAGCAUUUGGUUCCCAGGGAUGCCUCGUAUGUCCAGAAAAUACUUCAACUGUGAAGAGAGGAGCCGUGGACAUUUCUGCUUGUGGAGUGCCUUGUCCAGUAGGAGAGUUCUCUCGUUCUGGGUUAAUGCCCUGUUAUCCAUGUCCUCAAGACUACUACCAACCCAACCCAGGGAAGUCCUUCUGCUUAUCUUGUCCCUUUUAUGGAACUACAGCCAUCACUGGUGCCAGAUCCAUCACAGAUUGUUCCAGUUUUAGUUCAACUUUCUCAGCAGCAGAGGAAAGUAUAGUGCCUGUUGCUUCUCCUGGACAUAUCAAAAAGAAGUAUGAAGUCAGCAGUCAGGUUUUCCAUGAAUGUUUCUUAAACCCCUGCCACAGUGGUGGAACCUGCCAACAACUUGGGCGUGGUUAUGUGUGUCUGUGUCCAACUGGAUAUACAGGCUUAAAAUGUGAAACAGACAUUGAUGAAUGCAGCUCACUGCCAUGCUACAACAAUGGAAUUUGUAAAGACCGAGUUGGGGAGUUCAUUUGUGAAUGCCCAUCUGGUUACACAGGUCAACUCUGUGAAGAAAACAUAAAUGAGUGUAGCUCCAGUCCUUGUUCAAAUAAAGGAACUUGUGUUGAUGGCUUGGCUGGUUAUCGCUGCACGUGUGUGAAAGGAUACAUGGGCCUACACUGUGAAACAGAAGUCAAUGAAUGCCAGUCAAGCCCAUGCUUAAAUAAUGCAGUCUGUGAAGAUCAGCUUGGGGGGUUCUUGUGCAAGUGCCCACCUGGAUUUUUGGGCAGCCGGUGUGAAAUAAACAUGGAUGAGUGUUUCAGCCAACCGUGCAAAAAUGGAGCUACCUGCAAGGAUGGUGCCAAUAGCUUCAGGUGCCAGUGUGCAGUGGGCUUCACAGGGCCACACUGUGAUUUGAACAUCAACGAAUGUCAGUCUAACCCCUGUAGAAAUCAGGCCACCUGUGUGGAUGAAUUAAACUCAUACAGUUGUAAAUGUCAGCCAGGAUUUUCAGGCAGCAGGUGUGAAACAGAACAGUCUGCAGGUUUUAACCUGGAUUUUGAAGUUUCCGGCAUCUAUGGUUACGUCAUGCUGGAUGGUGUACUUCCAUCCCUCCGUGCUGUAACCUGCACGUUCUGGAUGAAAUCCUCUGACACCACCAACUAUGGGACGCCAAUCUCCUAUGCACUUGAGAAUGGCAGUGACAAUACCUUCCUUCUAACCGAUUAUAAUGGCUGGGUUCUUUAUGUGAAUGGCAAGGAAAAAAUAACAGACUGUCCCUCGGUGAAUGACGGCAGUUGGCAUCAUAUUGCAAUCACUUGGACGAGUGCUGAUGGAGCCUGGAAAGUCUACAUCGAUGGGAAAUUAUCUGACGGUGGUAUGGGCCUCUCUGUUGGUUCGCCCAUCCCUGGUGGUGGUGCAUUAGUUCUUGGGCAAGAACAAGACAAAAAAGGAGAGGGAUUCAACCCAGCGGAGUCUUUUGUGGGCUCCAUAAGCCAGCUCAACCUCUGGGACUAUGUCCUGUCUCCACAGCAGGUGAAAUCGCUGGCUUCCUCAUGCCCAGAGGAACUCAGUAAAGGAAAUGUGCUAGCCUGGCCUGAUUUCCUGUCAGGAAUUGUGGGGAGAGUGAAGAUCGAUUCCAAGAGCUUAUUCUGUUCUGAUUGCCCACCUUUAGAAGGAUCAGUACCUCAUCUGCGAACUGCAUCAGGAGACGUAAAGCCAGGCUCCAAAAUCAGUCUGUUCUGUGAUCCAGGCUUCCAGAUGGUCGGGAACCCCGUGCAGUAUUGCCUGAAUCAAGGACAGUGGACACAGCCACUGCCUCUCUGUGAACGCAUUAGCUGUGGGGUGCCACCCCCUUUGGAGAAUGGCUUUUAUUCAGCCGAGGACUUCCAUGCUGGCAGCACAGUGACCUACCAGUGCAACAAUGGCUACUAUUUGUUGGGUGAUUCAAGGAUGUUCUGUACAGAUAAUGGGAGCUGGAAUGGCAUUUCACCAUCGUGUCUCGAUGUUGAUGAAUGUGCAGUUGGGUCAGAUUGCAGUGAGCACGCUUCCUGCCUGAAUACAAAUGGAUCCUACAUCUGCUCGUGUGUCCCACCCUACACAGGAGAUGGUAAAAACUGUGCAGAACCUAUAAAAUGCAAGGCUCCAGGAAAUCCAGAAAACGGCCACUCUUCCGGGGAGAUCUAUACUGUGGGUGCUGAAGUCACAUUUUCAUGUGAUGAAGGACACCAGCUGAUGGGGGUAGCCAAAAUAACAUGUUUGGAGUCUGGAGAAUGGAGUCAUCUAAUACCGUCAUGUGAACCUGUUUCCUGUGGUGCACCAGCUGGCCCAGAAAAUGGUGGCAUUGAUGGAUCUUCAUUUACCUAUGGCAGUAAAGUAACAUAUAGGUGUAACAAAGGAUAUACUCUGGAGGGUGAGAAGGAAUCAUCCUGCCUUGCUAGCAGUUCUUGGAGUCAUUCUCCUCCCUUGUGUGAACUGGUCAAGUGUUCCAGCCCCGAAGACAUAAAUAAUGGGAAAUAUAUUUUGAGUGGGCUUACCUAUCUUUCUACUGCAUCGUAUUCGUGUGAGAAUGGAUACAGCUUGCAGGGCCCUCUGGUCAUCGAAUGCUCGGCCUCAGGCAGCUGGGACAGAGCGCCACCUACCUGCCAUCUCGUCUUCUGUGGAGAGCCACCGGCCAUCAAAGAUGCUGUCACCACCGGGAGUAACUUCACUUUUGGGAACACUGUCACUUACACUUGCAAAGAAGGCUACACCCUUGCCGGUCCUGACACCAUUGAGUGCCUGGCCAAUGGCAAGUGGAGCAGAAGCGACCAGCAGUGUCUGGCUGUCUCCUGUGACGAGCCCCCCAUUGUGGAACAUGCCUCUCCAGAGACUGCCCAUCGGUUAUUUGGAGACAUUGCAUUCUACUAUUGUUCAGACGGUUACAGCCUGGCAGACAACUCCCAGCUCCUCUGCAAUGCCCAGGGCAAGUGGGUUCCCCCCGAAGGUCAGGCCAUGCCCCGUUGUAUAGCUCAUUUUUGUGAAAAACCCCCUGCUGUUUCCUACAGCAUCUUGGAAUCUGUGAGCAAAGCAAAAUUUGCCGCAGGCUCAGUUGUGAGCUUCAAAUGCACGGAGGGUUUCGUGCUGAACACCUCAGCAAAGAUUGAAUGUCUGAGAGGUGGGCAGUGGAGUCCUUCCCCCAUGUCCUUCCAGUGCAUCCCCGUGCGCUGCGGAGAGCCACCCCGCAUCAUGAACGGCUAUGCGAUUGGAUCAAACUACAGUUUCGGAGCCGUGGUGGCUUAUAGCUGCAGCAGGGGCUUCUACAUCAAAGGGGAGAAGAAGAGCGCCUGCGAAGCCACGGGACAGUGGAGUAGCCCCAUACCCACAUGCCACCCUGUAUCUUGCAAUGAACCACCAAAGGUUGAGAAUGGCUUUCUGGAGCAUACAACUGGCAGGACCUUUGAGAGUGAAGUGAGAUACCGGUGUAACCCAGGCUAUAAGUCAGUCGGAAGUCCUAUGUUUGUCUGCCAAGCCAAUCGCCACUGGCACAGUGAAUCCCCUCUGUCGUGCAUCCCUCUCAACUGUGGAAAACCUCCCCCGAUCCAGAAUGGCUACAGGAAAGGAGAAAAUUUUGAAGUAGGGUCCAAGGUUCAGUUUUUCUGCAAUGAGGGUUACGAGCUUAUUGGCGAUCAUUCUUGGACAUGCCUGAAAUCUGGCAAAUGGAAUAAGAAGCCAAACCAAAAGUGUGUGCCCGCCAAGUGCCCAGAGCCACCCCUCUUGGAGAACCAACUGGUUUUGAAGGAGUUGACCACCGAGGUGGGAGUGGUGACAUUUUCCUGUAAAGAAGGGAACGCCCUCCAGGGCCCCUCUGUCCUGAAAUGCUUGCCAUCCCAGCAGUGGAAUGAUUCUUUUCCUGUGUGUAAGAUGGUUCUUUGCCUCCCGCCUCCGCUGAUCUCCUUUGGGGUCCCUGCUCCUUCUCCUGCUCUUCAUUUUGGAAGUACUGUCAAGUAUUCUUGUGUGGAUGGGUUUUUCUUAAGAGGAGAUCCUACCACCUUCUGCCAGGCUGAUGGUACCUGGAGCUCGCCACUGCCAGAAUGUGUGCCAGUAGAAUGCCCCCAACCUGAGGAAAUCCUCAAUGGUAUCAUUGACGUGCAAGGUCUUGCCUAUCUGAGCACAGCUCUCUAUACCUGCAAGCCAGGCUUUGAGUUGGUGGGCAAUUCUACCACUCUUUGUGGGGAAAAUGGUCACUGGCUUGGAAGAAAACCAACCUGUAAACCCAUUGAGUGCCCAAAGCCCAAGGAGAUCUCGAAUGGCAAAUUCUCUUACACAAACCUACACUAUGGGCAGACCAUCACCUACUCUUGUGACCGGGGCUUCAGGCUCAAAGGUCCCAAAGCCUUGACUUGUUUAGAGACAGGUGAUUGGGAUGUGGAUGUCCCAUCUUGCAGUGCCAUCCACUGUGAUCCCCCACAUCCCAUUGAAAACGGUUUCGUAGAAGGUGCAGAUUACAGCUAUGGUGCCAUGAUCAUCUACAGCUGCUUCCCUGGGUUCCAGGUAGCUGGUCACGCCAUGCAGACCUGUGAAGAGUCGGGAUGGUCAAGCUCCAUCCCAACAUGUGUACUCAUAGACUGUGGUCUCCCCCCUCACAUUGAUUUUGGAGACUGUACUAAGGUCAGAGAUGGUCAGGAAUAUUUUAACCAAGAAGAAGACAUGAUGGAAGUUCCAUAUCUGACUCCUCACCCGCCUCAUCAUCUGGGAACAGUGGCUAAAACCUGGGGAAACACAAAGGGAUCUCCUGCUACACAUUCAGCAAAAUUCCGAUACAACACCCUGGUUUCAUACACCUGUAAUCCAGGAUAUGAACUCUUGGGGAACCCUGUGCUGAUCUGCCAGGAGGAUGGAGCUUGGAAUGGCAGUGCGCCAUCAUGCAUUUCAGUUGAAUGUGACCUGCCUGUUGCUCCUGAAAACGGCUUUUUGCAUUUUACAGACACUACCAUGGGCAGUGCCAUACAGUAUAGCUGCAAACCUGGGCACACUCUGGUGGGCUCCGACGUAAGACUUUGUCUACAGAAUAGAGAAUGGAGUGGUACUUCCCCACGCUGUGAGGCCAUCUCAUGCCCCAAACCAAAUCUAGUAAUGAAUGGCUCCAUCAAAGGAAGCAACUACACAUUCCUGAGCAUAUUGUACUAUGAGUGUAAUCCUGGGUAUGUGUUGAAUGGCACUGACAGGAGAACGUGUCAAGAAAAUAAAAAUUGGGAUAGGAAUGAGCCAAUCUGUAUUCCUGUGAACUGCGGUUCACCUCCAGUCUCAGCAAAUGGCCAGGUAAAGGGAGAGGAGUAUACAUUCCAAAAAGAGGUUGAGUACACUUGCGAUGAAGGGUUCUUGCUGGAGGGGGCCAGCAGUCGUGUUUGUCUUGCUGAUGGAAGUUGGAGUGGGACGACUCCCAUCUGUGUGCCUGUCAGGUGUGCCCCCCCACUACAGGUGGCAAAUGGGGUGAUGGAUGGCCUAGACUAUGGCUUCGGGAAGAAAGUGGUGUUCCAUUGUCAAGACGGCUACGUGUUGCACGGUGCCCCCAAACUCAUCUGUCAGUCAGAUGGUAACUGGGAUGCCCAGGUUCCUCUCUGUAAACCAGUCAACUGUGGCCCUCCUGAAGAUCUUGCCCAUGGCUUCCCUAAUGGCUUUUCCUUUUAUCAUGGGGGGCAUAUACAGUAUCAGUGCUUUCCCGGUUAUAAGCUCCAUGGAAGUCCUUCAAGAAAGUGUCUCUCCAAUAGUUCCUGGAGUGGCAGCCCACCUUCCUGCCUGCCUUGCACGUGUUCCCCACCAGUCAUUCAAAAUGGAGCAGUCAACGGGACAGAUUUUGCUUGCAGACAGGCAGCUCGGAUUCAGUGCUUCAAAGGCUUCCAGCUCCUGGGACUUUCUGAAAUCACCUGCGAAGCCAAUGGCCAAUGGAGCUCUGGCUUCCCACGCUGUGAACACACUUCUUGCGGUUCUCCCCCAACGAUACCAAAUGCAUUCACCAGUGAGAGUGGCUCUUUGGAGGAAAAUGUGAUAACUUACAACUGCAGAUCUGGGUAUGUCAUCCGAGGCAGUUCAGAUCUGAUUUGUACAGAGAAAGGGACGUGGAGCCAGCCUUAUCCUGUCUGCGAGCCCCUGUCCUGUGGACCCCCACCACCUGUCUCCAGUGCAGUGGCAACUGGAGAGGUACACACCUAUGGGAGUAAAGUGAAACUCAGGUGUCUAGAAGGUUAUAUGAUGGAUACAGAGAUAGACACAUUCACCUGUCAGAAAGAUGGUCGUUGGUUCCCAGAGAGAAUCUCUUGCAGUCCUAAAAAAUGUCCUUUGCCAGCAAGCAUAACACACAUACUUGUUCAUGGGGAUGAUUUCAGUGUGAAUAAGCAAGUUUCUGUGUCAUGUGCAAAAGGGUAUACCUAUGAGGGAGUUAAUAUAUCAACAUGUCAGAUUGAUGGCACCUGGGAGCCACCAUUUUCUGAUGAAUCCUGCAGUCCAGUUUCUUGUGGGAAACCUGAAAGUCCAGAACAUGGGUUUGUGUUUGGCAGUGAAUACAGCUUUGAAAGCAUGAUUAUUUAUCACUGUGAAACUGGUUAUGAAUUAGAGGGGAACAGGGAACGGGUCUGUCAGGAGAACGGACAGUGGAGUGGAGGGGUGGCAACGUGCAAAAAGACCAAGUGUGAAGCUCCACUUGGGUUCCUGAACGGGAAAGCUGAAGUUGAAAACAGUACUGCUGGACCCAGCGUGGUGUAUUCCUGCAACAGAGGCUACAGCCUUGAAGGGGCACCCGAGGCCUCCUGCACGGAAAAUGGGACUUGGAGCUACCCAGUUCCUCUCUGCAAACCAAAUCCAUGCCCUGUCCCUUUUGUGAUCCCUGAGAAUGCUGUGCUUUCUGAAAAGGAGUUUUAUGUCGAUCAGAACGUAUCUAUCAAGUGUAGGGAAGGCUUCCUGCUCCAGGGCCAAAGCAUCAUCACCUGCAACCCUGACGAGACGUGGACACAGACAAGUGCCAGAUGUGAAAAAAUCUCAUGUGGUCCACCAACUCAUGUAGAAAAUGCAAUUGCCCGAGGUGUACAUUAUCAAUAUGGGGACAUGAUCACCUACUCGUGUUACAGUGGAUACAUGUUGGAGGGUUCCCUGAGGAGUGUUUGCCUAGAGAAUGGAACCUGGACAUCACCUCCUGUCUGCAGAGCUGUCUGUCGGUUCCCAUGUCAGAAUGGAGGUAUCUGCCAACGCCCAAAUGCUUGUUCCUGUCCAGACGGCUGGAUGGGGCGUCUCUGUGAAGAGCCAAUCUGCAUUCUUCCCUGUCUGAACGGCGGUCGCUGUGUGGCACCGUAUCAGUGUGACUGUCCAUCUGGCUGGACAGGGUCCCGCUGUCACACAGCUGUUUGCCAGUCUCCCUGCUUAAAUGGUGGAAAAUGCGUAAGACCAAACCGAUGCCAUUGUCUCUCGGCUUGGACAGGACAUGACUGUUCCAGGAAAAGGAGGACUGGCUUUUAACCACUGCACAACCAACCAGCUCUCCUAAAAUGCAGGAUCAUCUCUUCCUGGCAGUCCUGGACGUCCCAGAAUUUACGCAAAGACAUUCCAACACGGUGCUGGGUCUUGUCUUGUUUUAGUCAACUUGUUAUUUUUGGUUUACCUUUUUAUUUUGUGUUAUAUUUUGUUAUUUCUUGUGACAUACUUUCUUUUUUUAAAUAUGCCUGUAUUUUCUAUAUAAAAAUAUAUUAAAUAAAUGCUGCUCCACUCUCACAAAA